UCAGAAACCCAGCCACCAUGGGGAGUUAAGGGGGUUAGUCGACGGGUCAUUUUCGUUAAUAUUUAAUACCAGAAAAGCUUUCCAUAUGCUGCUUUUCGGGGCACACAGUUCGCGCCAGUAUCCCCAAUGCAGCGGAUUACGGGGAUCGGGCUUUCAGAGACGGGUGAAUUGUUUGCCAGCAAAAUCAUUGCUACAGAGGAAGAUCUGACCUCUGCUUUGAGCAACCAGAGACAUGAGUGUUGUCAGAGAAUUACAUGGGAUUGGGUUCAGGGGCGGCGGGGGCGUUGUGGCCUCUCUGAGCGGCCCGUCCCACUUUACCGAGGAUGCUCCGCGACCCCCUGUUCCUGGGGAGGAGGGAUCUGAUGUGGACCCCCCAGUCCAGUCGGUCAGCACCCGUCCAAACACCCUGUCCCAAACGCUCGGCUACCCCCCGUCAUCGAUAUCAUCUAAAAUGGGGGAUCAAUCGAGUUACACGCCCUCCUCGUCGUCUGCGACCCCGCGGCGCCCGGAUCUGGACUUAGGGUACGAACCCGAGGGCUCGGCUUCACCAACUCCUCCGUACCUGAAGUGGGCCGAGUCGCUUCACUCUCUUCUGGACGACCAGGAAGGCAUCCAGCUGUUCCGAAACUUCCUGUGUCAGGAAGGGUGUGCGGAUCUCCUGGACUUCUGGUUUGCUUGCUCCGGGUUCAGGAAGACGAGCCAGGAGAAGAGGGCAAAGCUGGCCAAGGCCAUCUACAGGAAGUACAUAGUAGACGGAAGUGGGAUCGUCUCCAGGCAGAUCAAAGGAGCCACCAAGAGCUUCAUCAGAGACUGCGUGGGGAAGCCUCAUCCAGACCCUGCCAUGUUUGAACAGGCUCAGACAGAGAUCCAGGGUGUGAUGGAGGAGAACACCUACCCUCUGUUCCUGAAGUCGGACCUGUACCUGGAAUACACUCGGACGGGAGGGGAGAGCCCCAAGCCGAACCCCAGCGAUCAGAGCCCUUCAUCGGGGCCCGCCAAGCCCGUGCCGGGGUACCUGCCAACCCUCGCUGAGGACGAGGAGUGGAGGUGUGGAGGAGGGAGGGAGGAUGACGAGGAGAAAGAUGAAGAUGAGUGUGAUGACACCCCGGCUGGAAGGCUGACUCAGAGCCUGCUGAUGCACACGGCCCCACAGAGAUCCUCGAGCAACAGGAGGAGGCCGGACAGCAGGGAGUACAGGCCGUGUAGGGAGCCGGUGAACCCGUACUACGCUAACAUGGGCUACGCUCGCGCUCCAGCCACCAGCGCCAACGACAGCGAGCAGCAGAGCAUGUCGAGCGACGCUGACACACUCUCACUGCCCGACAGCAGUGUAGAUGGUAUUCCUCCAUACAGAUAUCGGAAGCAGCAUCGUAAAGAGAUGCAUGAAAGUGCCAAAGCCAAUGGACGUGUGCCCCUACCUCAUAUACCUCGCACGUACCGCAUGCCAAAGGACAUCCACGUCGAGCCGGAGAGGUUUGCAGCGGAUCUCAUCAGCAGGCUGGAGACGGUUCUCCGAGAGCGAGAGGCUCAGGAACGACUCGAAGAGAGGCUGAAGAGAGUACGACUGGAAGAGGAGGGUGACGAUGCCGACGUCUCGGUGGCAGCCUCCGUCUCCUCUCACAGUUUACCCCUGCUCCCCCUCCCCUCGUCGGCGUUCCCCCCGCUCUACGGCGCCCGUUACUCGGAGACCACCGCCAACACGGUCGCCACGUACGGCGGCCUGGUUGCCAUGGAGGAUUCCCUCGACGACGACCCGGAGUCCAUCCUGGACGAGCACGUGCAGCGCGUGAUGAAAACGCCGGGAUGUCAGUCGCCGGGGGCAACCAACAGCACCUUAGGAGGAGGGGGCGGUCGACACUCUCCCCCAAAAUCAUCCCGUUCACCCGACGGGGGGAUCGGACCGCCUCACUGCCCCCCACACAGAGGGGGGGGCCACAGUCUGCCUCCUGCGGGGGUCAAAGGUAUGCAUCACAAGCAGCUGUAUCACCACAGAGGGCAGGAGGAGGCUGGCUCUCGCUCUCAGGCGAACCCUAUGUGGAACGGAGACCCUGCCAGUCAGUACGCAGGGAGAAGUCGCAACUACGCCGACGGGGCUGGAGCCAGCACGCACGAGGGCAUGGGCUACAGUAGUAAAGGCAGCACGCUGUCACGGCGAGGCUGUAAGAAGACAUCGGAGACGCCGGGCAAAGGAGAGGAGAGCGGGCGAGUGACGGAGGGCCAGCCGCCGAUGGAGGAUCUGGAGAGGAACCAGAAGAUCCUGCAGUGGAUGAUGGAGGGAGACAGACAGAGGAAGACCUCUCAUGGUGGCAGCACCAGCAGCUCGAGGAGGGGGGGUCCCAGCAGCGAGUCGCCGCACCCCACCUCAGUGGAGCGACCCGGAGCCGUGCACCCCUGGGUGUCGGCGCAGCUGCGUAACAACCCUUCGUCUUCAGUGUCCCCCGCCCUCCCCGGACCAUCGUCCACUCAGGUCCAGCCCUCGCACCCCUUCAUCCAGGACCCCGCCAUGCCCCCCAACCCGGCCCCCAACGCCCUCACCCAGCUGGAGGAGGCUAGGAGGAGAUUGGAGGAGGAGAGGAGGAGGAACGCACUACAGCAGGCCAAGCAGAGGCAUAAAUCGUCUGGUAAGCGCCAGGUGUGUGAGAACAUGACCGUCGCCUACUACUUCUGUGGAGAGCCAAUCCCAUACCGAACAUCCGUCAAAGGCCGCGUGGUGACUCUGGGCCAGUUCAAGGAGCUGCUUACCAAAAAGGGCCAUUACAGGUUUUACUUUAAGAAAGUGAGCGACGAGUUUGACUGCGGCGUGGUGUUCGAGGAGGUUCGGGACGAUGACGCCAUCUUGCCCAUCUUCGAGGAGAAGAUCAUCGGGAAGGUGGAGAAGGUUGACUGAAAUGUUGGGAACUGAAAGAUGAUGCAGAAAUUGGUGAAAAAAAAGAUCAUUGGAAAAAAGGAGAUAAGAACAUUGGAUAGAAAUCCAAACCGGGAGGAGUGAAUGAAAGUAGAAAGAUGGAAGAAGCAACGUGUGACAGAGGGAGGGGGGGGGGAAGAUGGCGCUGAAUGGUAGACGCUCGAGUAUUAAGGAGGUCGGUUAUUUUUUAUGGACUAUCUGGAUGUCGUGCCUGGAUCGAAGCAAAGACCACAUGAAGCAGGAGCUGAGGAAAAAGGAACAUAAGUUAUUUCACCUGUCUUGUCUCCACUGUGGAUAUUCGAGGAGCGCUGUUGAAAAAAAAAAAUCUGACCGGUCUUCCACUGCGAUGGAUGGAAAACGGGUGAGGGGACUGCUGGAAGGAGAGGAGAGAAAGUAGUCUUCCACUUCGGCUCUGGAGGAGUCUAAUCCUCCGCAGACCAUUACGAUGCUGCUACAUUACCACGGAAACUCUUCAAUCGGUGCUCGGGACGGUAAAGAAAGCAGUUUUUUUUUUUAGUUUCCAUUCGGGAGUCUCGCUGCCUUUUCGCUGUCUCUGUUCCUCAUCAGCUGGAGACGAGAGGACAGAGGAUUUUAUUGGAGGAGGAACUCUAAGCCUGCUCCUUCUCUCGUUGACUUCAUAGCCUCAAAAAACGUUCUCACCCUUGAUUCCUAGAUGUCAUGUAGUGAUCUCUCACAUCCACACAACAACAGUUCUCUACAUAACUUGUUUACCAAAGCUACAUAUUUUUGAUAAGACAAGUAUCCUAGCUACUUGUGUCAUUUUAUUUGAAUUGUGUAUGUACAAGGCAGGUACUAUUACUUAUAAAUGCAGCCUAAUUUCGUUAUAUCUCAAACUUAAUGUUGUAUUAUUGUGUAUGUUUUGAAGCUAGUUCAUUAGUCAUUUCAGGGCAGCCUUUCGUUUGUUUUUCCUCCUAUGAUGCACCCCUGCAGCUCACGUCUGUACUGUUUACCUGUGAGUGUGUACUUCUGUUCUCCUGCGCCAUGGGUUUUAAUUAUAGGCUUUUUCUGUAUACACUCUUAUGAAAAAGAGCCGUGCACACUCCAGUUGUGCCGUCUCUGACCACAGUAUCACACCGUCACCACCUCAUGUUUUUCUGCUACACUGUACGUAGCUCCGCACUCAGUCUAGCUGCCUGCCUUAUGGCCAGUGCCAUUACAAUCUAGAGUAUUCUAAACGUGUUGGUGAGUGUGAAAGCCUGUGCUAUGUACGCCUGAACUCAGCCAAAGAGCAUUAUGCGGUGCGUCCCUUAUGCCUCCAUGCGUGUGUCUGUGCAGUCCAAGUCCACAAGCAUCAAAUGUAUUUGUUCAUCAUGAGCAGAAGGGAGUCUUCUUCCUCUUGCAGAUCAUCCAACUUAAACCCUUAACACUGAGUUUGACAUUUGGGGAACUAUAUACAUUUUUUGCUGAGAGUAAGUUGAACAAAUGUAUGUCACUCAUGUCUGUUCGACAAUUAUAAAGCUGCAAAUAGCAGUUUGUUAGCUUAGCAUAAAGACUCAAACAGAUGGGAAAAGCUAGCAUGUCUUUGUAAAUCGAACAGACUAGAGCUGUAACCACAUAUUCUUUAUUGAUUUAUCAAUUUGUCUGUAAAAAUAUUUAAAAAUAACUUGUUUCUUGUGACCAAUCGUUGAAAACGUUUUUAGUUUACUAGGAAAUGUUGCCAAUAAUAACAGCAAAUUUGCUCAACUCAAAACUAGAUGAUGCUUGACAUUUCUGCUCACAAAUGAUUUCAAUCAUUACCAAAAUGCUUUUCCGUUAAUUGCUUAAUCCGUUCAAAGAUGUGAAAUAACUAAAUGUUAUGAUUUAACAAGUUGAGCCUUUACGGUGAACGUGGAUUCAUUCUCUAAGCUAGCUUUUCCCCUCUGUAUCCAGUCUUUAUGCUAAUCUAAGCUAAAUGGCUGGAGCUUCAGAUUUAACACAAACAACAGUAUGGUAUCAGUCCAACUCUCAGCUGUGGAUUUUCCCAAAUGCCAAACUAUUCCUACAAACCUCUCCCCUGGUUUCAGUCCUGCAGAAUAUCAUAAAGCACCGAGCAGACAGCGCACUGAUCUCACACCAGCUGUGUAAGCUGAAUGUAAUUUGACUUUUAAGACUUUUUAAAAAAAACGUUUUCCCGCCUUGUCCUCAAAGGAAGUCCCCUCAUUGGCCCUGUCAUCGUGUCGGUCCUCGGCGCUGAUCUCAAACCGUCAGCCUGUGUUUUGUGUUAUCUAUGCUGGUAGUUAAUUGAAUGUGUUCAUCAAACUAAAAGGUCCUAACGUGCGUCUCGCAGGAAUGUCAACGACACAGUUGUCAUGGGUUUCGGCCCAGUAAGGGAGACAUAGGAUCUGAAAACACAUUUUGUCCUCACUUCAACCCAUUAUGCCUUCAAUAUGGAAUUUAAAAUUUAGAUAUGUAUUUGUUUAUAAAAAAAUGUAAUUUUAAUAAUCACCAAGCAUGUUCUUUAUAAGGAAUGUUUUCCUGAUGAGUUGAAUUAUCUAUUUUGUUUUAAUGUGUAUGUGCGACCUGCUUCGGCCCUCUGAUAUAUCUGAUCUGUUUUGUUAGAACGCCCAGGGACAGUUGAAUGACGACAUUUGUUAAGAGUUGUUUCUUGUGAUUAUGAUUCGAUGGACAAAACAAACAACUGUUGUGUUGUCAAUUUGUGUGAAACACAGUGCCUUUAUCAUGUUAUCUUUCGAAAUAUCUUUAUUGAACCAAUCCAUGAUUUUUAAUGUUUAAGUUUUUAUUUUCAGUCAGUCCCGUUGUUUUUUUUAGCUGCAACCAUGCUUGCUCACUUCUGUUCUAGAUCCUCUGCUGUAAAUAUGUACAUUAUCAUUUCAUACGUGUCUUCAGACCCGCACCACAAGUCCAUGGUGUUUCUGUUUUUCAAAGGUAAACGCCAAGAUGUCACUGUGCUGGUUCCACUUGUACAUUUCUUUUAAAAAGGUACUUCAUAAUAAAGAUGUUGAAUAAACACUUCCUAUCCUUG
Trematomus bernacchii (emerald rockcod) is the source of this 5888-nucleotide messenger RNA. Its product is annotated as axin-1-like. Gene Ontology annotation, biological process: negative regulation of canonical Wnt signaling pathway. NCBI's taxonomy places the organism in Eukaryota, Metazoa, Chordata, Actinopteri, Perciformes, Nototheniidae. The coding region runs from base 233 to 2887 and encodes 884 amino acids. The record is from RefSeq and is a predicted model, not a curated record. The transcript is spliced from 13 exons.